AAUGCAAACCAUGGAUUGGAACUUGGUGGCUCCUGUUAUAUGGAAUCUUCUCACAAUGCUGAAGGCUGGCAUGGCAUGUAACCAUGUUGUAGUGUCCUUCAGUAACUGGAUUAGGGUAUUUCUCCCACUUGGGACGUGCUUCUUCUUCUUGGUGAGAUCACUUCAUCCUCUCGAUAUAUCUGUCUUGUUACAGUCUUCCAAUUUGCUUAUAAUUUCCCUUGUUUUGAAUCUUGUUCCAGGUGCGAGAAUCAAAGGCGGUCUUGCACUCUCCAUUUUAGAUCACUUCCUCUGCAAUCCUACACAUUUUAUUUUUGUGACUUUUGGGGGAGAUUGGUCUUUGAAUAUCCAAAAAACGAUGAGCAUUGAUGUUUUUGUUCACCAACAGUCUGUUAGGCAUCGGCUAUCACCUUGGCCGUUUAACCUAGACCAGAUUACCACUGUAGCUAUCAUCUUUCUAAAAUUUGUAGCUACUGGAGGGUUUUCCUGCUUGAUGCAAGCUUGUCUAGUGAGCGAAGUCUGUUAUCAGACCUUUCUAGAUUACGAGAAAAUUCAGCUGGACAAUAAAAAAUUUGUGUUCCUUGAGCGUAGGUAGUUAAAGAGAGGUACUUUUAAUCUUCAAAGUAAUGAAGUAGUGCUAUAAAUUUUGAUCUAA
Molecule: messenger RNA, 652 nt
Organism: Populus euphratica (Euphrates poplar)
Lineage: Eukaryota; Viridiplantae; Streptophyta; Magnoliopsida; Malpighiales; Salicaceae
Exons: 2
Coding region: 2-592 (196 amino acids)
Source: RefSeq, a predicted model, not a curated record